CUGAAGCACAGGAGAGGUUCGUUUGCAGUCGAAGCUCAAAAAUUUCUCAGCAAGAAUACUUACAGAAGAUAUUUUUCAAAAUUAAAGAAAACGAAUUAAAUUGAAGAUCGCAAGGCAUAGUACUCCACCUGGCAUAUAACCUUUUAAAAACUUCUUUUCUUUCAAUCAUGAUGUUGUUCAAAUUGUUUUCCCUUCUAGGAACUCAAAGAAAUGAAAUUAAUAACAUAAUAAAAGGAAAUUAGAAAUCCCCCUUUACAGAAAUGUUUUAAAAGUUUAAAUGCUGUUAUUAUGGAUUUGGAGAAAUGGAAGUCAUGCUACCUCUGCUCAAGGGCAGUAUUCACAUUGUAUCAAAAAAAUAAUUUCAUAUAUAUCUGUAGAUAAUUUGAAAGAAAAUGCUAUUUUUUCUCAACACUUGACUUUGCAGUGUUUCUUUACCACUGCUUCUUUCUCUUUGCCCCUAAAGAGAAAUGUCAGAUUUUUCAAAGAAAUAUUUUUGCCCUCGUCUUUUGGACUAUAUAGUUUUUGUUGGAGCCAGACAACCAAGUCGCAAUCAUGCAGUGCAGACUCCAGAACUUCUACGGAGGUACCCAGCCGAAGACCACAAAGAUUUCCCUCUCAGUCCUGAUGUUGUGUAUUUCUGUCAACCUGAAGGGUGUGUUUGUAUAGGACCAAAACGAGUCAGUCUCAGGGAAUCCAACUCAUUUGUAUUUGCCUUGACUGAAAAAGAUACUAGUCGUGUUCGAUAUGGUAUAUGUGUCAACUUUUAUCGAACUAUAGAAAGGCGUCCAUCAACAAAGGAGAAAGCACGAGACAGGGCAAAAAAGAAAUUAAGUAAAGUUAGAGAAGCUGAAUCUGCAACAUCUCAUGAUGGCAGAUUUCUAGAUCCUAAACGAGAUUAUUCAUCUAGAACUCACCAAGAUGAUUCAGAUGGCGAUUCGAAAUCAUCAUCACCAACAACUCAUCAACGCAUUCGAAGUCAUUCACUCACUUCAUUAUGUAUCAUUAGUCAUCAUCCAUUUUUUUCUACUUUUCGAGAAUGCCUUGUCAUUUUACGAAAACUCAUUGAUGCCUGCAAUGAAAGAAAUCUAUCUAGACGAUCAGGAGCUAAACAAACUAGGGAAUCUGUUUGGUCUUAUAUAACAGGAAGAUUAGCUGAAAAUACACCUCCUUCAGUUCUUCAUGGAAUUCGUGAGCUUGAAAUGUGGAUUCUAAGAUUGCUCAGUGCUCCUGUUCCAGUACCUGGGAAAACAAGGGUGGAGGUGGAAAUUCUGCCUCGAGAUAUUCAACCUCCUCUCACCUUUGCUCUCCCUGACCAUACUAGAUUCUCCCUAGUAGAUUUUCCUCUUCAUUUGCCCUUAGAAUUAUUGGGUGUAAAUACAUGUAUGAAAGUUCUUACAUGUAUCCUUCUGGAGCAUAAACUUUUGAUGCAGUCUCGUGACUACAAUGCUUUGUCAAUGAGUGUGAUGGCUUUUGUUACCAUGAUUUAUCCACUAGAAUAUAUGUUCCCUGUCAUACCAUUGCUGCCUACAUGUAUGAAUGGUGCAGAACAGCUUCUUUUGGCUCCUACGCCUUAUAUAAUAGGAAUACCUGCAAGUUUUCUUAUGUUUAAGCGUAAUUUCAAGAUGCCAGAAGAUGUAUGGCUAGUGGAUUUAGAUUCAAAUAAGGUAAUAAAGCCAUCUGGUGUAGAAGAUUUACCACCUCUGCCAGAACCAGAAGGGACUAUUUUACAAAACCAUCUCAAACAAGCUUUAGCAUCUAUGAGUAUGAGUCCACAACCCAUAAAAAACCUGGAUCGUAUUCAGCCUGGAGUAGCUGAUCGCCUAGUUUCGCAAGAACCUCCACCUCCCCCAUUGACUACAGGUUUCAAUCCCUUAAUCUAUGGCAAUGAUGUGGAUUCUGUGGAUGUUGCGACUCGAAUAGCUAUGGUUCGCUUCUUCAACUCUCCAGGAGUUUUGGCUAAUUUUAUGGAGCAUACGCGAACAUUGCGAUUAUAUCCUCGCCCUGUAGUAGCCUUUCAAGUGAACAGCUUCUUGCAUUCAAGACCUAAAUUCUCUUACUUUCUGAGUAAAUUUGUCCGUACCCAAGCUGUUGAAUUUUUUGCUGAAUGGUGUCUUGCCCCAACAAAUGUUGCUUUCUUAAGAGUCCAUACGGGUGUUUUUGAUCCAACUGUUGUUGGUGAUAAAGCUAAAUGGUAUAGCAACCAGUUAGAGCCUUUGCAUUUCAAAGUAUGGUCAGAAGGAUCACACUUAGCUAGCUCCUUGGCUACAGCAUCUCAAUCUGAACCAUCUACAGAUGAAAGUUGUAGUGACAGUGAAGGUGCUGGAAGUACAAGCUCGUCAUAUUCUUCUUUGAGUGAUUUUGUGACAGACAUGGUGAAUAGUGAUAUUACAAGUGAAGGGAUGUUAGUUGCUGCUGGAACUGAUGACCCAGGGAAUAGCCAAGUGCUUUUUGACCACCAUUCUGUUUAUCAGCCUCCAAGUACUUUACAGCUUCCUACUACAGGUGUUAACAGCAGUGAUUCUGCUUUUUCUAUUCCUGGCUCAUUGUCAACUUCUUCUUCCCACUCUUCUUUAUCAAGUAGCAGCCCUUCUUAUAACUGUGAUCCAGAAGAAGACUUAGCUCGUGCUGCUGAGCAAGCUGUAACACCAGGGUUUCAACCGCUGGCUUACAGAUCUGAGUCACAGGAUCAGGGUGAUGCAGAUGCAGAAGUGUUUAGUGGGCAGGAAGGAGAAACAGCAACUUUGACUCCUUCUACUAUUCGCUCUGUUGUUUCACCGCAACCACCUCUACAAGGCCGUAGUCCAGCUGAUAGUCUGAGCAGUGAUAUUGAGAGCAUUCAUGAUCGUGAUACUCCACAUAAUAUAAGUAGUAGUUCUGCUGCCUCACGCAUAAGAUCUAGCAUAACUCCAGAAGCAUCAAUUGACAAAGGGAGUGGUUCUGGUUCAACACCUACACCGACUCGUACCCUUAGUAUUAGUAGUGUUUUGAGUCGUACAGGUAGUAUUGGAGGAGCUUCAUUAACAACUCAAAAUAGUCAAGGUUCACUGCUAGAAACAAUGGCUCGUGAAGCAAGGGAAGUUGCUAGAGAAGCAAGUAAAGCUGCUGUUGAAGCUAGUAGAACUGCUUUGGAAGCUACAAAACCAGCUCGUGAAGCAGGAAAGAAAACAUUAUUGAAGAACCUACAAGCAUUUGGAGAACCUAUGACAUCUGGAGGACGGGAUAAACGAAUACCUGAAUCCACUGAAAUAGUAACUCGAGAUGGUGGCUCCAGUCCUGGCUCCCUUAUAUCAACUGUUAGCAGUGAGUUAAAUGGUAUUGCUGCUCAAACAUCCAGUAUGUUUUCUGGAUUAUUUGGUAGUCGAUCAAGCUCUAUAUCUACUAGACCUAAAGAUCGUGUGCAGCCAUACGGUCCUUUCCCUACAGCUUUAAGAAAAACUCCUCUUGAAAAAAAUGCAUUGAUCAAACAUACUACAAAUCAACAGAAAAAGCAAGAUGCUCAGAGGCUACAAACUAUUGAAGAUAAUAGAACUUCUCAUACAGACAACCAAACAUUUUUGAAGGAAGUAAUAAAUGCAGUUCUUCAAGAGGAAGGAGUUAGAUGGAUGAAAUUAUCUAAGAUCAAGCGAUUAAUGGAAGAUGAAAAUUACCGAAAUUUAGUUGUUUCAAGGCUGAAUAAAACUUUGGAAAGGAAGAUUGGACCAGAUGAUCACAUUGAUGAUGUGUGCAUUACAAAGCCUGUUUGGAAAGGUUAUUUGAAACUUUUACAAGCUGUUAUAUCAGGCCUGGAACAUACUUAUAGUAAUUAUGGCCUUGGAGGCAUGGCUAGCGCUUAUCAGGUUUUAGAAAUUGCACAUACACAUUAUUAUACCAAAGAACCUGAAUCAAGGCUUGAUACUGGAACUAAUACCACAGCAUCUCUUUCUCAGGGUAGUAGCCCAUUUGGUAGUGGAGAAAAUUUAUAUAAACAUUUAUCAGACAGACCUGAAGAUGCUACGGGACUAUCAGUUGCCAGUUCUAGCAAGAGCAGUACGAAUAGCAGUCCAUCUGACCUUCCUCAUGCAUCACCAGGAAGUGAAAGAGAUUAUCAAGAUCAAAGACAGCUUCAAGAUUCUUUAUGUAAUGUUCACAUUACUCCUUCUCCUGAAAGCUCAGAACAUGAAGAAGCAACAGACAUGUUUCGAAGCAUUAUAAAUGCCAAACGAAAUAUACUAUUCUCAAGAAUAACUAGUGUUGAAUCAGAAGUUUCAGAAACUGGUACUGCUUUAAGUCAAAGUUCUGAUCAAGCAGUUCCAAGUUGUAAUGCUAGUGAUACUGGAAGCAUGACUACAAAUCCUAGUUAUCAUAGAAAUCUUAGGAUUAGCCAAAAUUCCUUCAGAUCUACAGUUUCAGAUAGUGAAAUAGAAGCAGGGAAUUUCCUAAAUAAUCGCCAGAAGCGAACCCCAAGUAUUUGGAGUAGCAAAAGUAGCUUAAGUACAGGAUUCAGAUACCAUGGGGGAAGUAUUGUUAGUACUUCUAAUCCUGUAAAUGAACCAACUAGAGUAUAUUUGUUUGAAGGCCUUGUUGGUAAAGAUAGAUCAACUUUAUGGGAUCAAAUGCAAUUUUGGGAAGAUUCAUUUCUCGAUGCAGUUUCACAAGAAAGAGAUAUGGUUGGGAUGGAUCAAGGUCCAGGAGAAAUGAUGGAAAGAUAUCAAUCAUUAUCAGACAUGGAUAAAAAACGCUUAGAGCAUGAUGAAGACAGAUUGCUAUCAACCAUGUUGUAUAAUACAGUAGCAUUUAUGGUAAUGGUAAACGUGAGCAAGCAAGAAAUCAGAAGAAAAUGCUGUCGUUUAUUAGGAAAAUGCCACAUCAGUCUUGUAUACAGUGCAGAAGUUAAUGAACUGCUUGAUAACAUUACAAAAUUGCAAGGCAAUGAUAUUGAUUUAAAACCUCUUGGGAGUCGUCAGAUGCAUCGUCAAUCUUUCACAGUGCACUCUGGUGUAGAUACUACUGGCGACAUGCUUUUUAUGGAGGUUCGAGAUGACGGCAUAGUUCUCCGAAGUGUAAAUGGCACCAUAGUUGAAAGGUGGUGGUAUGAACGAUUGGUUAAUAUGACAUAUUGCCCAAAGAAUAAAGUUUUAUGUCUAUGGAGAAAAAAUGGAGGCCAGACACAACUACGAAAAUAUUAUACAAAAAAGUGUAAAGAAUUAUAUUAUUGCAUAAAGGAAGCCAUGGAACGAGCAGCUGCUAGAGGAAAUGGUAUGAUGCCUGGCACAGAAUUAGGUGGUGAAUUCCCUGUUCAAGAUAUGAAAACUGGGGAAGGUGGUCUUCUACAAGUUUGUAUGGAAGGAGUAGGACUAUUGUUUGCUAAUAGCAAGUUCUUUGUAAGGCUGGAAAACAUAAGGAAGUGUUUCACCCAAAAGGGCGGGAUGUUUGUUCUGGAAGAGUUUAACCCCAAAACAAGACAAAUAAUUCAAAGAAAAUAUAAGUCAGCUAUGGCUGAUCAAAUAUGUUAUGCAGUUUUAUGUGUUUUCUCCUAUGUUGCUACUGGAGUUGAACAACGAAAACGUAGAGAAGCUGCGGGAUACGAGAGACUCAGUCACACAGAAGGAAAUACGCCCACACGCUCCAACAAAAGGUGACACAGUUUAAUCCCCAAUGGACACUUACAGCUGAAAAUUUUAUGAAGCUGCAUGGUGGUUAUCACUUAUAUGCAGAUCAUAAAAAAAAAUGAAUUCUCCAACAGAGGCAUCCUGAUCUUCCUCUACAGGAGUGUGUUACUUCACAUCUCGAGCUGAUACAAACAUCUAUGACUAACAAAAGUAUGAACAUACUUACAUCGCCAAAAGCUUAAGGGAUAAAAUACGAUGUUAUGUCUGUGUUCUCUUCUCCAGAGUUAUUACUACUUUUUUAAGACUUUCUAGAACUGAUAUGGCGAAAAAGAUUUUGUCAAAUACCAUUUACGAUGUAUGAGUAGUUGCGUUCUUGCUAGUGUACAUAAAUAAUUUACUAUAAACAAAAUGCUACAAAUUUAUAAGAGUUUAACAUUUUGAAUCAGUCUUGUGUGAAGGAUGGUGAUUGUUAAAGUGCCUCUAUUUAUGUAAUAAAAACAGCAUAUUCCAAAGAAAGAAGCACUGGGAUAGAGUAACUGUCUUUUUUUUUUUUUUUUUUUACUUUGAAUCAUGCAGGAAAUAAAUGUAUCCUUUUUUUAUUGAAUGAAUGUAUAUUAUAUAUUAUUUUAAAAAACUAUCUUUGGCCAUAUCAAGUAAAAAGAAAUGGGAAACAUAUCUUACCCCCUCCCCCAUCUUUUAUAAUUAUCAUUUAAUUUCUUCUAAAUAAGUUACAGAUUUAAUGAUAAAAAUUAAUAAGAAUUGAAGAAAUACAUUUUCUAAAAUAUAUUAUAGAAAAAAAAAUUGAUCAGCAGAUAAGAUAGUUUUUAAGUUAUUUUUAAUUUAGUAUUAAUAAGCAAUAAAAAGAGUUGCUAAUUUUUAUGAAUAAAGAUUUCAAAUUUCUAACAUAAAAUGUUUUGGGGGAAUGUGUGUCCGAGUGAUGGAAAGUUCUACCUUUUAAGUUAAUUAUGUUAAAAUUGCUUUGAAAUUUAUAUAUAUAUAUAUAUAUAAUUAUACAGUUUGAUUUCGAGUUUUAUAAUUAAAAAUAUUAACUGUUUUUAAGUUAACCUUUGAAAAUCAGAGGAAUGAAAUUCUAAGGAAUAGUGAUCGAAAACAAGAUGCAUUUAUCAAGUAACUUCCGGUAAGAUGGAUGGUGCUGCUGUGAUGUAUUCACGUAGAAAAAUUAUGUUGUAUAGUCAGAAUUCUCAUGUUCCAUAGUCACUUAUCCUUCUGGAACUCUAUUCAAGAUGUACUCCUACUUCAAACAUUCCUCUAUGCAAUGUAACAUAUAGUAUAUUAUAUGUAAAGUGAGAUAUUAAAAGAAUAAAAAUGCAAUUGGUAUUAUAUAAAAGCAAGGUAAGCAUUAUUCUGAAUUUAUUUAUAUUUUAUUUUAUAUUGUAUAAUGGUGGAUUAUUAUGUAUUUUUUUUUAAUUUUAUUUUCUUGUUUCAGUCAUAUUAGCAUUUAUAUACGAAAUUUUCUGGUCAUUUUAAUUUAGAAAAUUGUGCAUUCCUUUAUUUGAUUAUUACUUUAUGUGAAUAUAUUUUAAAUACUUUUUUUUAUUAUUUCUUUUCGGAAAUUUAUAUGUGAUAUUGAAACAAAAAUAUUUCUAGUCACGAUGUUUAUAGUUAGUCAGAUAUAGAAAAUAUAUAUUAUAUAAUAUUAAAUCUAAGUAAAUAUUAUAAUAUAUGGAAAAUCUGACCAUUUUUGCCACAAACUAUAUAUUGAUAUUAUUUGUGUAAAUCAGAAAAUGCUUGAAAUUUAUAAUUAAUAAUUUAUAUACUACUAAGUGUAUUUAUUGUAUACACAUAAAUCAAAAUAUUUCAUUGCAAUUUAUAAGGUAAAUGCCUUCAAGUAUGUUUCUUGUAACAUAACUAUCUGAAUGUCAAGAAUCAAUGCAGUUGCACAACUGACAAGCAAUAAUAUGUAUGUUAUAGUUACUUGGUGUUCCCUGUUAUUCAACAAAGUUAAUGUUUUUCUUGUUCCUCUUUAAAACAAAGAGCAUAACUUGGGUUUAAUCUAUUGAAUUUGUUUAGCCUUCUUAUGAAAAAUCGAUAUUCUGUUUAAGAUUUCAUUUUCUUUUACAUUUUAUAAAUAAAAGUUUUUUCUAAGAAUA
Argiope bruennichi is the source of this 7699-nucleotide messenger RNA. RefSeq names its product MAP kinase-activating death domain protein-like (gene Rab3-GEF). The record is from RefSeq and is a predicted model, not a curated record. Gene Ontology annotation, molecular function: guanyl-nucleotide exchange factor activity. Bases 468 to 5618 code for a protein of 1716 amino acids. Lineage: Eukaryota; Metazoa; Arthropoda; Arachnida; Araneae; Araneidae. The transcript has 34 exons. Gene Ontology annotation, cellular component: cytosol. Gene Ontology annotation, biological process: regulation of Rab protein signal transduction; regulation of apoptotic process.